Molecule: messenger RNA, 990 nt
Organism: Capsicum annuum
Lineage: Eukaryota; Viridiplantae; Streptophyta; Magnoliopsida; Solanales; Solanaceae
Exons: 1
Coding region: 1-990 (329 amino acids)
Source: RefSeq, a predicted model, not a curated record
AUGCUCGAAUAUGCUAAAUUUAUGAAAGACCUUGUGAUGAAGAAGAGAACAGUGAGAUAUGAACCGGUGGAUAAUAUUCACCAUUCCAGUGCCAUUUUGACCAGAUCUUUAGUACAAAAGAAAGCAGACCUAGGAGAAUUCACCAUCCCUUGUACUAUCGGGUCACUUGAUUUUGAUAAAGCUUUAUGUGAUCUCAGAGAAAGUAUUAACUUAAUGCCUCUUAUUUCUUAUAAGAGGUUGGGUUUAGGCGGUCUUACACCCAUAACUAUGCAAUUGGUGAUAGCGGACAGGUCAGUGAAGCGGCUAGUGUGGAUAUUGUAUGAUAUGCUUGUAAAGGUGGCCAACUUUAUAUUUUCUAUAGAUUUUGUUAUUCUGGACAAUAAGGUGGAUUUUGAGGUACCCAUAAUCUUGGGUAGACCUUUUCUCGCAACUGGAAGUGUGCUUAUUGAUUUACGGGCUAACAAGCUACUAUUUAGGCUUAACAAUGAGGUAGUUCUCUUUUAUGUGUGCCAAUCUAUGAAGCAACCUAAGGAGAUGGGUAUAUUCUCUAUCAUUUAUGUUUAUUAUGUAGAUGAGCAUGAGGAUCCAAUUGAGGAAAAAAUUAUUUUGGAAACUCUGGUUGCAGUCUUGAUGAACUUUGAUUGUGAAGGUAUUGAGGAGUAUGAAGAGACAGUGUGUGCUUUGACGGGAAUGGAAUCAUAUUCAUAUGCUCCCAAGAAGCUAGAUUUAGACCUAAAAAAUUGGCCAACACCACUGGCUAAGCCAUCUAUCAAAGAGCCACCGGUGUUAGCAUUGAAGGAGUUUCCAAGACAUUUACGGUAUGUGUUUUUAGGAAGUGAAAACACUUUACCUAUGAUUAUUGCUGCAGAUUUGGUUGAGCACCAGGUUGAGGCACUUAUCUUUGUGAUUAGAAGAUAUAAAAGGGCUAUUUGUUGGACUAUUAUCGAUAUCAUUGGUAUUCCUCCCAGUAUUUGCACUUACAAGAUUUAG